Messenger RNA from Spodoptera littoralis (African cotton leafworm), 2241 nucleotides. The record is from the annotation of a GenBank genome assembly. NCBI's taxonomy places the organism in Eukaryota, Metazoa, Arthropoda, Insecta, Lepidoptera, Noctuidae.
AUGACCCAUCACACAAGUGUGUUUAACAACUCUUGCUUGAGAGUUCCAGUGGAUCCUAUUAGUAAAAUGCCAAAGUCUGCUUACGAAAGAAAAGAUAAAAUACGUAAUCAACAGUGUUCUAUUGAUUCUUCUUCGACGUGUUCUGCUGGAGCAGCAGACCUGGAUGCAGAAAAAUUAAAAGAUUUUUACCGGAGUAUUCCAGACUACAAUGAUAUAAAUCAUUUACCCACUGAGGAGUUUUACUCCACGUUAAAAUCUUUAAGAGAUAAAAAGAAAGUUAUGCUAGGUCUAGCUAUUGAAUUCAUAGACGACUGUAAUGGACAUGAUGACAAAAUAUUGAAUAAUUUAACAUUAGAAAACAGUCGGUUACCAGCUAUGACAAAAAGCAGUAAAAUCAAAGGAAAUCGAAUACCCAGGCGAAAGCUCUCUACGGGAUCAAAAGAUUCUAAUAACAAAAAUGAUCAUAACAAUCACCUUACUUCUAGUUCUCUAUCAAAACCAAGAGCUAAUAAUAAUAUUUCAGAGUCAUGUCUUAAACCAUCUGUUAGGAAGAAUGUGGCUCCCAGUACGAUAGGUGAAAAGAAAAAUGGUCACGAAGAUUUAAAAAUAGCUCCAAUGAAAAGUAAUUUAGAAAAGUCAAGGACCGAACGUCCUAAAAGAAAUCACUCAGCUUGUUCUAUUUCAUGGAAUGAUGCUAAGUUUGAAAGUAAAAAUGAAAUUGAUCAGAAGUUUGACGAGUUUUUCGAUGGAAAAAAGUAUAAUAGUUGUAAUAGUAAAGAUUUUGACGGAGAUGAUUUUAAAACACAAAGUAUGCCUUCAAGUCCGUUGAGAUCAAAACGGUCUGGUUCCCCAAUACGACGUAGGAAGAGCAUAACAAUUCCUAAACCCUUCAAAAUGACCGAAAGAGAUGAAGAAGACCGCAUAGUCAACGAACUUCGGUGUCUUCGAAAAUCGUUUUCUGAAGACAUGCUUCACCAGAAGAUGGAAAGAAAGAAAUUUAAAGCGAGGCCGGUGCCAAUCGAGUCCCGCAUUCCUCUCUACGACAAGAUCUUAGAGGACCAAGCUAUGAGACGAGCAAUAACAAAAAUAAAUAGCGAGGCUGAGCUAAGGGCUCAGAUGAAACCCUUUAGUUUUACAAAACGAGAAGAAAAGGGUCUUGGUGGAACGUGUGAACGAGCAAUUCAUGUUCUACCAAAAAGUAAAAAGAAGAAACGAUUUAGGGCUCGACCUGUGCCUAAAAACUUGUUUUCUAAUUACUUUUAUGAUAAAAUGAGGGAAGAUGACUUCUUCAGAUCUAUGAACAAACGUAUAAGGGCAGAUGAAAUGUUGCGAAGUGCAAAUUAUCCUGGUACGAUGGCUGCUCGGGACCGCAGUCGUCUCUCAACACCAGCUGCUCAUAGUGACCUGCCCAUAGACCCUUCUCCAGGAAUACCGUCUAUAUCAUCCUCUGAUAGACAAAGAUGUCCGAGUCCUACGAAGGAUCGGAAGAAAAGAAAUAAAAGUCAAAAGGAAGAGUUCAUAACUACGAGCCCUCAACCGUUCCGAUUCAAUACUGCAGAUAGGGCUGCCAAGAAAAUGCACGAUGUGACAAUGAAAAUUUAUUCAGAAAAUAAAAGCAAUGAGAGCACCAGUGCAGCGGGGAACGGUCCAGGGGCUCGAGCCUACUCAGCUCUUGACCUUCGAGCUUCUGCAUCAGGCAGGUCUAAUUUAGCAGCUCUACUAAGAGCUGAAGCAGUUAGAAGAAGGUUCGAAAUGGAAGCAGCUUCUCGAUUGGCAGAACAACGUCGUCGCAACGAGAUGAGAUUGAGGGAUCGCCAACUACGAUCGAAACCCGCUUGGCAUCUUGUCAAAAACAAUCACGAGGAGGACAUUGCCAUGCGGCUGCAAACUCGGCGUGACGAGGAGAGAAUGAGACGAGAGGAGUUUCUUCAUGAGAUGGAGCUGAUGUAUGGAAGGGUACAGCAGCAACCGAUGCUCUUCGAGAGGUACUACGCACCACGCUCACUGUCAGCUCCUUUAGACUCUUUGCAACUAUCUCCGAGGAAGUGCACGAAGAAACGCAGUUCCCGGAACAAAUCUUACCACUACAAUAGUCCUAUUCGAUCUCGCAAAGUAUCGAUUAAUGAUACAGCGGAAACGUACACUGGGGAUGUGGCAGAGUUCUUAAAUAGAAUCGAUAUCGAUGACAAAUACUCGGACUCGGAAAUUGUUACCGAUAGUUUGGAUAGAGUGAAAGUGUGA